AUGGACUUGGACGACCUUGAUGGCUCUCACCUGCCCCCUUGGGUCCCACGACUGGCAUUGACAGUGCGAGAAAUCACAUCUGUCCUCGCAGUCUUUGUACUCGCGACUGAACAUGAGCUAUCGGAUUUCUCCUUUGAUGAAGAUGACGAGUACGACGAGCGGCUCAUCGCGGAUGCUCUAUCGAAAGGCCUAUCCAUCAAUGUCAACGGCGCUCCAUGGCAGCGAGUCAUCAUGCGGGUGGACGAGCAUGCCGACGAAGCUAUCAUCAUAAUCUAUGGUCUAAUGCCCGGAAGGCAGUACGACAUAGAGUUGGCGCUCAUUCAGGGAGAUGAUAACAUCAGGGAACAGAUCACCACCGAAGCUCAUACUCCGCAUGUGGAAAACGAAUUGCGCGAAGCGGACGUGCAUACUGUCGACUACAUUCUACCCGCCCAUGACCUCCCGUCACCAGGCAGUUCAUCACCCCUUCCUGCACCCCCCGUGACUGUCGAAGAACGUACUUCCCAGCUCCAACAGACGCUUACGGCCCUCGUCAACGAGCGUGAUACGCUGACCGGCAACCUAAAAUCUGCUCGUCGGGAUGCGCAAAAGGCAGACGCGGCCCUCCGCGCCGAGAUCGAGGCGCUCAAGCGAGCGUCCGAAAAGCAGGCGGCUGCAGAACAUCGUGCUCGCCAGAAGAUCCUUGCUUUACAGGAAGCCGUGAAGCAGGCUACUUCUGCCACUCGUGAAACGGACGAUCUCGUCAAAGACCUGGAGAAGCAAUUACCGGAUCUGCGAGCGCAAAAGGAGGAGAAGGAGAAGGAGUAUCAAGAGAUGAAGCAGACGGCGGACAAGGCACGACAGGAACGGGACAAGUCAGAGAAGUGCCGACGCAAGAAAGCAGAUGGGAUGAAGAACGAGCUGACGACGCUCGGCAACAAGCUCGACAAAUUGCACGGUAAGAGGGAGAAGCUGGAGAACGAGGUCAUCAGCAAUCUAGAGGAACAGCUGAAGAAGUUGGAGAUGGAGGUAGAGCGUACGGAAGCCGAGGACUACAGCUACGCUGUUCCGGGCGGAGACAUAGAUCAUGACCCUCCGACAGACCCUUUGGAGUCGCCUAAGGGCUAUCAUGGCGCCCCUGUCGGCGGUCAUGCCUCAUUUUCUCGUCGACACGGACGGUAUUCAAGCCAUGGGCAUGCCUCGGCCGCCUCCUACUUUCCUCGGACUUCCGGCGCAGCUCAUCGCCCGGGGCCUAUUCAACGUCCAACGACCUCCGCUGUCACUGCGAGCGGAUCCUCAUCUUCCACACAUUCACGCCUUCCAGGUUCAAAGCAUGCCGUCGCUGGCGGAGGUACCUUUGUCUCGCGUGCGCAGCAGAGUCAUGUCGCCCCGGAACCUAGGGGACGUGGCGCGCCUGAGCAAUCACACGGCGGUUCGCCGGGUAUUGCGUUAUCAGCUUCCAUCUCUCGGCCAGGAGCUUCCUCUGCAACAUCACUCCCCUCUAGUUCGGGUUUCCCCACGUCGCCUUCGUCGACGCUGUCCAGUCGUGCGGCUCCCUUCGAACCAUCGGGGCGGGGGCAUGCGAACAGUUCAGGGUCUGGAAUGAGAACCGGGGCGAGCACGAGCUCGAUCCCCAACUCGGCAUCAGAUCUGAACCCUGCCAGUGUCCCCUUCGAGCCGAAAACUAUCCUUUCGAACCCGAACAGACACCCACCAGGCACUGCGGGAGCAAGGAAGGAGCGAAUUUCGAAUCAAGCUGCUUCGGCACCAUCACCCAGAGCAGCGGCGGAGGAGUCUGCUACCUGACUGUCCAUGUCCCUCGAAGGGCACGCCCAUCUAGCCCGUCGCCGCAUGCUGUCCGAACGCGCUCCCAGAGUCAGCUCGAAUAUAUAGUGCAUGCUAUAUUAUACUCUGCACGUAUAAUGUAAACCAAUUGACCGCAAAUCCG
Molecule: messenger RNA, 1927 nt
Organism: Punctularia strigosozonata HHB-11173 SS5
Lineage: Eukaryota; Fungi; Basidiomycota; Agaricomycetes; Corticiales; Punctulariaceae
Exons: 2
Coding region: 1-1785 (594 amino acids)
Source: RefSeq, a predicted model, not a curated record